CCGUGUUGCAGGGCCUUCGGUGUAUAAAUGGAAACGCGCCAGCGUAUCGCAUUUCAGUCUACGUCGGACUUUCGCGCGCGCCACACAUGCUGCGUAUACGUAACGUUUGGCUACACCACUCAGCAGCGUAGGCUUUUUAUCAGAGCAACACCACCGCUGCCGUGCGGCACUCUGGGAAGUGUGGUGUGCUCUGCUCUGUUCUGUUCUGCUCUGCCUCAGAGCUGAUCAUUUGGGCCGCCCCUGGUGGCUGCUCUUCGAUUUUUUCCUCGAGAGUAGUCGAACACAGAGAGAGAGAGUGUGGCUGGCCGUACUUCAGGGCCAUUGUGAACGGUUAUUGUAGCCACAUUUGAAAAUGUAACGGUAUUUUGUGGCAUGUGAAAACGGAAGCGAGAGUUUAUCAAAGAUAUUCGUGAUGUGAAAUUAACUGAAGUCCAGCAAACAACAACACAACUAAACGGAAAUACAUUUAAACAAAUUUACAAAAAAUAAACUUUAAAAUAUAAAACAUAAAAAAACAUUCAAGAGAGGAUUUUCGUUUUGCAUAAUUGGACAAAAGAAAACUGCAAGUGUGGCGAAAAUUGAUUCAAACAUAAAUAAAAGGCAGCCAAGCGUGGCCAAGGCAGACAAGGACAGGACGCAACAAUAGCUGCAAACAAGGAUAAGCAGGGGGGAAGGAUUUCGGAGUGGCAGAGCAGUGUAGGUGUAGGUGGCUGAAAGAAAAUCAAUAAGAGACACAUGUAAGAGGACACCCCAGCGACGACGUUGACCAGGCAAUAUGGAAGCCACUGCAAAUGGGAUGGGGCUGACCACGACCACGACCACGGCCACUGGCCUCUUGUUGUUGCUACGCGUUGGUAGCCAAUAGGUAGGGAAAUUUCCAACUUUCGCCAAGUAGAAGCUCAGAACAUGUCGGACCGAUACCAGGCCGGCUACUACGAUCACCACCAGCACUCUCAUUCUCAUCAUCCCCAUCCGUAUCCCCAUCAGACUGCCAUGUCGCACUACCCACCGCAACCCUACAGAUCGGGCUAUUCCGGCUACCAUCCCUAUGCCGGGGGCUAUGGCUACGGAUCGGCCAGCUCUUCGUACAUGCCCAACUACUAUCGCUACGCCGCCUAUGCCUCGCCCCACUACAGCCAGCCGCACGCGCAUCCGCACCAGGGAAUGUUCACGCCCGCUGGCCAGCAGCUGAUCCCCUCCAGCGUGCUGCACUAUCCGCCCCGGUCGCAUCCCCAGGCACAUCCAUACCAGCAUCAGCCGCAGCAGCAGCAGCAGCAGUCCAGCUACGAGCAGCCGCCUCCCUCGCUGUACAGUUCUUCCGCCUCCAGUUCAGCCUACGGACAGGCUAGAGGCUUUGGAGGCUACCCGGGACCCACGCCCCAUUACGCGCCGCCAGGACGGUCCACAACACCAGCACCCAAUCGAACAGUUCUGCCGCCCAACUAUCUAGAGCCAAUCCGUGGCUACCCCGAGCAGCAUCAGCUCCAGCACCAGCACCAGCACCAACAGCUGCCGCUGUCUGCCACACCAAAGCUGGAGGAAUCGAUGCCCGCAGAGUUGGAGGUGGAGGCAGGAUCGCCCGCACAAAGGUUGACCACUUCGCCGCCUCUAAUCAGCGCCACGGGCACCGACAGCGGGAUCAGCAACUGCAGCACGCGGGCCAGGAGCGACAGCAGCCAGAGCACGCCCGUUUACAGCGGCGAGUAUCCGGUGAAUAUGUCUGUGGAGUCGGCAUCCUGUGUGCCCUACCACUGUCCUGCCGAGUACGAGGAGGAAGAGCAGCCUCAGCAGCAGCCGCCACAGCAGCAGCCGCCACAGCAACAACAACAGCAGCAGCAAUCAUCAGUAGAAUCGGAGCCGGAGCUGGAGGAGAGAAAAGUGGCAAGUGUCAGGGAGGCACAGACCAGCUCCACUCCGCUCGAUAUUCCGGAUGACAUAAGCGCGACAGCGGCGCAGUCAGCGUCGCCGCCAACACCGCCAGUGGCCAGCAUUGAUAAGGCGACUCCGACGCCCACAGCUGCCGCCGUGUCGGAAGUUCCGAGGCGUAUGGAAAUCAAUUUGGCGAAGCCAAACAAGGAGACGGCAGCAGUAGCAGCAGCAGCAGCAGCAGGAGCCGAGGCACAGGCAGACACGGCAGCUGAAAGGGCGACGCCAACGCCGCAGGAUGCAGUAGAGCGGGGUUCGCCUAGUAAUCCAAUCAGCGAGGAUGCAGCGGAAAUGCCAGAACUAGGGCAGCAGGAACAUCCAUUGCCGCCAGCCACAGCGUCCAACAUCUGGAGUACAUCGCCGCGACGCUCGCGCACUCCGCCCGUGCCACAGAACUCGCCCGUGGGCUAUGGCCAGUCAGCCAGCGUUCCGCCAGGCUUGGCUCCCCUGUUCCAGCAGCAGCAGAAGCAGUCGCCGAGCAGCCAUAAGCGACAGACAACGGCCGCCAAGAGCCGUAGCAUCAGCAUUAGCAACAGCAAUCGCAUCAUGGAAUGCGAUCUCAUCCCGAGCAAGAAAUCAAAACGAAGGACUAGCAAAAGGGAAGCCGGCGGCGAGGAACAGCUGGAGUCGAUGGAGCCCACAGUCAGAGAGCAGAUAAGGGACAUCAAGCCGUUGCCGGGUUUCCUGCAGGCCUUUGGCUCCACCGAAAUCGGUCGCUUCUCGGAGAGGUUCCUGCAGACACCCGAGUCGCUGGUGGAGCGGCUGGCCGAGGAAUAUGCAGCAAGCAACAGCAGUUUCUCGCCCUACACCACAGGGGGCUACUACGAGCCCCCCUCCGCGCCCCCACACAGCUAUCAUCCCUACGAGGAGCAGCAGCACGCUGGCUACCAGGGACACAUGCACAUGGCCCAUGCACGGAAUCGGGGUAUGCGCGGACACGGCGGCUAUGGCUACGAAAUGCCGGACUACAUGGCGUAUGAGCGAUAUGCGGCCUACGGAGCGGGCAGGCCACGACACCGAUAUGGGGAGAUACGCUGCAAUGGCUACUAAAUACACAUAUGCAUACACAUAGAUACAUAGAUCGAUAUAUGGGAGAGGAGUCUAGAUUAGAGUUAGUGUUGUUGUUGUAGUCGUGCAAAAUCGUUGUCAUUCGAAAUUCUCUGUGUGUGCCUUUUUCGGUCAAAAUGCGACAAUGAUUUAGGCCGGCCCCCCCCUGGCCAGAGAAGUGUUUUUGUUGCUGGGCGGGGGGGAGUACUGUCCGCAUUGAUUGCAGUCAAAAUUCAAGAAUAACCAGAAACCAGAAAC
Drosophila obscura is the source of this 3231-nucleotide messenger RNA. Its product is annotated as trithorax group protein osa. The record is from RefSeq and is a predicted model, not a curated record. NCBI's taxonomy places the organism in Eukaryota, Metazoa, Arthropoda, Insecta, Diptera, Drosophilidae. The transcript has 5 exons. Bases 907 to 2976 code for a protein of 689 amino acids.